AUGCUUACGGAUCGAGGGAGGCGGAUUUCUCUUUGCAAUGGGACUCUUGAUUAUAGCAACAGAAGAUUCCGCGGCGAUAAUGGUUACGGAUUCGUGGAUCGAUCGAAAGGCUGCCGCGAUUGGAGUCCUUCGAAUCCAUCUUCUUCGAGAAUCCUGCGUAUUUCGUCACCGAACUCGUCUCCACCGUCGCCGCAUUCUUCUUCCGUCUCUCUGAAUUGCUCCUACUCUACCGGCGCUGGCUAUAUCGAACACCAGGUCUCCAAGUUCGAUACUCUCGCCGGCAUUGCCAUAAAAUAUGGUGUUGAGGUUGCAGAUAUAACGAAGCUAAAUGGGCUUGUAACUGAUCUUCAGAUGUUUGCUCUCAAGUCUCUCCGGAUACCAUUACCUGGGAGACAUCCUCCUUCUCCAUGCUUAUCUAACGACUCCUUGAAUCAUGGAGAGGAUUGUUCUGAGCAUCAAGCUUCGUCAUCAGCAAGCAAUGGCAACGUCCAAGACGUAUUUGACUCCUUCCAGUCUUUAAGGUUGAAGCCUCCGGAAACGAAGGUUUCUCCAGCCAUGAACUCAUUGCAAGGUUACUAUGGACUGAAACCAAAAAACAGAAGAGCUUCUGAAGGUUUUGAGAUGGGAGUCUACAAGAAAGAAUCUUCUCAUCUCCAAGACAAUGAUCAGUACCUCACACCUUUACCAGCCACCAGUACUCCUUUGAACCACCACAGAAAAUCUCGAAGCUUGGUGGAUGCAGUUAUCGCCGAGGUCAACCAAUCAUCCGACCUGUCAAUGAGAAGACGUCAAAAAUCUGAAGCCGAUUUUACCUCUCAAACCCCGGAAUUGCUUUUGAAGGAGGAGAACAGAAGCAGCAUCGGCGGGUUUUCUGCAAUAACCGGGAAAGGUUUAGCUCUGAGAUCAAAAGCAGCAAGUAGAACUAAUUUGUCAGGAGAUACCGAGACCGGUAAUUCGAAUCUCGUACCAGUCAAUUUGAUUAAUGCUCCUGUGGGAGACAGCUUCUCAAGCGUGAGGAAAUCGAUCAGCGCCUCUAGUCUGCAAGAACCGGACUGUAACAGCAACGGUUCAUCGCUGUGGCCAACCUCAAAGUGGACCUUGAAACCUGAAUUGCUCACACAAGCAGCCAUGGCAAGCUCUCUCUUUGACGGAUUGCCUUUGCCUUUAAAUGGUCGGAGAAACAAAAAGGCUGUGGACUAA
Messenger RNA from Microthlaspi erraticum, 1200 nucleotides. The record is from the annotation of a GenBank genome assembly. NCBI's taxonomy places the organism in Eukaryota, Viridiplantae, Streptophyta, Magnoliopsida, Brassicales, Brassicaceae.